Molecule: messenger RNA, 2486 nt
Organism: Blastomyces gilchristii SLH14081
Lineage: Eukaryota; Fungi; Ascomycota; Eurotiomycetes; Onygenales; Ajellomycetaceae
Product: misfolded glycoproteins degradation protein Yos9
Exons: 2
Coding region: 621-2177 (518 amino acids)
Biological process (GO): retrograde protein transport, ER to cytosol; endoplasmic reticulum unfolded protein response
Cellular component (GO): endoplasmic reticulum lumen
Source: RefSeq, a predicted model, not a curated record
AACAAACCCAGCGGAAUGCCAAGACUUCGCUGAUGCCACGAAAGCUUCAACGGCUGAACCGCCGAUAAGCUUCUCGAACUCCUCCCCUCCCUUCGUACCAACUAUUUUGCAACUGGGCAUUCAGACUUACUUGCGAAGAUAACGCUCUUUUUUACAGCGUUCCAGUUUCCCACCUCAGCCCAGCCAUAUUCGAUAGUGGUGGACGGCGGAAUCGACGUUCCCGGCAAGCCUAGCUAGCCCGCUCUACGAAGCGUACGGCCUAUUUACCUACCCUACCGUGAAUAAAUAAACGCCAACUUCAUUGCGCGGCUUGAACUACGACGAUAGAACAGAAACCUUCCUAGGCGGACAUUAUGAUUUCUUUGACCACCCGCAGGUCGUGAACCCGAGGGACGAUCCCGAACUGCUUACUAUUUAUCUGGCGGCGUGCGAUAUUUAGCUUGCGGACAAAACUACAUACGCUUGCGAUUUUGGACUUACGGCAAUCGCGGUACUUUAUAAACUAGAUACGGAGGCGAAAGCUCCGGUACUAAGAAUAAAGGAAGCAUUUUCUCUCUCUCUCUCUUUUUUUUAAAAAAAUAAAAGCCAAGGAAUAAUAAAGAAGAGAAGAGAGAGUAGCCAUGCGGCAGCAUUCCCUACUGGCGCUCUCGAGUUUACUGGCUUAUGCCGCCUUAGGCUUGGGAAGUGAGAAGACCUUCAAUGUUUAUGAUGAUGUUUUGGCGUUCCCACAGUUUGAAGUUCAUUUCCCUCUCGAAUACAUCCUCGCCUCGGAUGCACAAGAGACAUUAGCGAAUCAACGAUCCUCCUCAAAACAAAAUGCCGCAACUACCUCAUUAUCCUCUGCAUCACCAUCACCCCUUGACUCUUCCGUUGUUCACCUAGACAGAUCGCGGCAGCAGGCACCGCUACACGAUGAUAAGAAAGAAGACGAAAACGAGCGGCCAACCUUCCGCGAGGAGGGGGUUGAGAGAUAUGAAGAAAUGCUUCUAAAUGGAGGGCGAUACCUUUGCGCCUUACCUAGAGUGGCGACGAUCAACGAAACAGAAGAUGCGGCUACAUCCCCCACCGAGCAGGAGAAAGAACUUACGCGAGCCGCUGAUCGCGGCUUGGAAUUACUUAGCGACAUGAAGGAAAGAUGUAUGUACUACGUUGCGGGAUGGUGGUCAUAUUCCUUUUGCUAUAUGGACCAGGUGCGGCAGUUUCAUGCUCUGCCGCCAGGGAAUGGGGUACCCGCUUAUCCGCCUGUUGAAGACCCUGCCACGCAUGCUUAUGUCCUAGGAAGAUUCCGCGGCGAGAAUGGGAGCAAUAAGGAUAGAAAGGGUGGUAGUGGCAGCGAGUCUUCAUCGUCGUCUGGUGGUGAUAAAAAAUCCUCUGCGACGGAGGUAGCGGUGCUUCAGGCCAAAGGUGACUCUCGAUACCUGGUGCAGCACCUGGAGGAUGGCACCAUAUGCGACAUAACUGGCAGGAAUCGGAAGAUCGAGGUCCAGUUCCACUGCCAUCCGCAAUCGACGGAUCGCAUUGGCUGGAUCAAGGAGGUUUCGACAUGCACCUACCUCAUGAUCAUUUAUACCCCGCGGCUGUGUAACGAUGUCGCAUUCCAGCCUCCAAGAGAGGAUGAUCCGAACCCCAUCGUAUGCCGGGAGAUUAUUGAACCAGAUGACGUUGCGGAGUUCGAGGAGGCAAAGGCUCUCCACGAGCAGGCACAAGAUAUCAUGAACCUAGGGAAGAGUGUUGACGAGAGUUUACCGGUCAUUGGGGGUAUCGAAGUUGGUGCGAUGAAGCUUGUCGGAAGGGAAGGAAAGCGGAUUGAGAAGGGCAAAGUUGCUUCCGCUGGGGAAGAGAGGAUUGAAGUUGUCGCCAGACGCCUGGCUGGGGAGAUACAUAAGAUGUCCAAGGAAGAGCUCAAGAAGUUCAACCUUGACGCGGACAAAAUUGAGGAGGUGAAGAAGCGUCUAGAGGACAUUGCGGGGGGAAAGGAUUGGAAAUUGGAAAUGGUUGAAUCGAACGGGAGGUCUACACUUCGUGGUAUUCUUGUUGCUGAUGGGGAUGAGGUUGAGGAACCACAAGGAAAAGAUGGAGGUAAUAAUAAGAAACAAGAGAGUGGGAAGGGAAAGAGGAAUCAGGAUGACCAUGGAAAGGAAGAGGGCAGCGAUGAGACUUACAAAGAAGAACUAUGACGAUCGCCUUUUGGGUAUAAUUUGCUGGUAGUUGCUGCGGCCACUGCAGUCACCUGUCCCACACUCUAUAUAAUCAUAUGUAACUAUUAUAUUUAGAUUCUUUAUCUCUCUAACUUCAUUUUGUGCUAUGAUAGAAACUGUCUAAUGAUAUAGAUUGAUUGAGAUACUAUAAUUUGAAGAUGAGUGAUAUUAGAAUCUCUUAUAGACUACUUCCUCAUAUCCACUGGAUCUCUAUGAGAAUAGAUAUUGCUAGCUGCCACUGACUUCCUGCCGCCUGCGUCCCAUAUCCGCCGGAUCUCAACGGAGGAU